GGUGAGGAGGGGCUGCGCCGUGCGCGCCGUGCGCACCGCAUACCCGAGCACAGACACAUGCCCGCAUCCCAAUUGUGUGCAGCAGCUCGUUGCGUACAGGGGGAGACCGGAGCGCUCAGACCAGGACCCGACACGGCUGCUGCUCGCGCUGCUUCCCUCUCGACACCAGGUGGCCGCGUUGCUCUGGUAAAUACCCAGUAAGAUGUCUCAUCGGAGUGGGCAGGAGGACCCGGAGCGGUACCUGUUCGUGGACCGGGCCGUGGUCUACAACCCGGCCACGCAGGCCGACUGGACGGCCAAGAAGCUGGUGUGGGUCCCCUCCGAGCGCCACGGCUUCGAGGCGGCCAGCAUCCGGGAGGAGCGCGGCGAGGAGGUGCUGGUGGAGCUGGCGGAGAACGGCAAGAAGGUGGUGAUCAACAAGGACGACAUCCAGAAGAUGAACCCGCCCAAAUUCAGCAAGGUGGAGGACAUGGCGGAGCUCACCUGCCUGAACGAGGCGUCUGUGCUGCACAACCUGAAGGACCGCUACUACUCCGGACUCAUAUACACGUACUCGGGCCUCUUCUGUGUGGUCAUCAACCCCUACAAGAACCUGCCCAUCUACUCAGAGAACAUCAUCGAGAUGUACAGAGGGAAGAAGAGGCACGAGAUGCCGCCGCACAUUUACGCCAUCUCCGAGUCGGCGUACCGCUGCAUGCUUCAAGAUCGUGAGGACCAAUCAAUCCUUUGCACAGGUGAAUCGGGCGCUGGCAAGACGGAGAACACCAAGAAGGUCAUCCAGUACCUGGCCCACGUCGCCUCCUCGCACAAAGGACGCAAAGACCACAACAUUCCUGGUGAGUUGGAACGGCAGCUCCUGCAGGCGAACCCCAUCCUUGAAUCUUUUGGCAACGCCAAGACGGUGAAGAAUGACAAUUCGUCUCGCUUUGGAAAGUUCAUCAGAAUCAACUUUGACGUCACGGGAUACAUCGUCGGGGCGAACAUCGAAACCUACCUUCUGGAGAAGUCGAGGGCCAUUCGACAGGCCAAAGACGAGCGGACCUUUCACAUCUUCUACCGCCUGCUGGCGGGAGCGGGGGAGCACCUUCGAACGGAUCUGCUGCUCGAAGGCUUCAACAACUACCGUUUCCUGUCCAACGGUAACAUUCCCAUCCCGGGCCAGCAGGACAAGGACAACUUCCAGGAGACGAUGGAGGCCAUGCACAUCAUGAGCUUCAACCACGACGAGAUCGUCUGCAUGCUGAAGGUCGUGUCUGCCGUGCUGCAGUUCGGCAACAUCGUCUUCAAAAAGGAGAGGAACACGGAUCAGGCCUCCAUGCCGGAGAACACAGCGGCGCAGAAGCUCUGCCACCUGCUGGGAAUGAACGUGAUGGAGUUCACUCGAGCCAUCCUCACCCCGAGGAUCAAAGUGGGCCGAGACUACGUGCAGAAGGCGCAGACCAAAGAGCAGGCUGACUUUGCUGUGGAAGCUCUGGCCAAAGCCACUUAUGAGCGUCUGUUCCGCUGGCUGGUCCACCGCAUCAACAAGGCCCUGGACCGGACCAAACGGCAGGGGGCGUCCUUCAUCGGCAUCCUGGACAUCGCUGGCUUUGAAAUCUUUGAGCUGAACUCUUUCGAGCAGCUCUGCAUCAACUACACCAACGAGAAGCUGCAGCAGCUCUUCAACCACACCAUGUUCAUCCUGGAGCAGGAGGAGUACCAGAGGGAGGGCAUCGAGUGGAGCUUCAUCGACUUCGGCCUGGACCUGCAGCCCUGCAUCGACCUCAUCGAGCGGCCGAACAACCCCCCGGGCAUUCUGGCCCUGCUGGACGAGGAGUGCUGGUUCCCCAAGGCCACCGACAAGACGUUCGUGGACAAGGUGCUGCAGGAGCAGGGCACGCACGCCAAGUUCCAGAAGCCGCGUCAGCUGAAGGACAAGGCCGACUUCUGCAUCAUCCACUACGCCGGGCGGGUGGACUAUAAGGCCGACGAAUGGCUCAUGAAGAACAUGGACCCUCUAAAUGACAACGUGGCCACGCUGCUGCACCAGUCCACCGACAAGUUUGUGGCCGAGCUUUGGAAAGAUGACAUUCAGACGUUUCAGAGAGCCUCUUUCUAUGACAAUGUGUCUGGGCUCCAUGAAGCUCCAGUCGACCGGAUCGUCGGCCUGGAUCAGGUUGCAGGGAUGAAUGAGACGGCUUUCGGCGCCGCGUACAAGACCAAGAAGGGCAUGUUCCGCACGGUGGGGCAGCUGUACAAGGAGCAGCUGUCCAAACUGAUGGCCACGCUGAGGAACACCAACCCCAACUUCGUCCGCUGCAUCAUCCCCAACCAUGAGAAACGGGCCGGGAAACUGGACCCUCACCUGGUUCUGGACCAGCUGAGGUGUAAUGGGGUUCUGGAGGGGAUCCGGAUCUGCAGACAGGGCUUCCCCAACCGCAUCGUCUUCCAGGAGUUCAGACAGAGAUAUGAGAUCCUCACUCCCAACGCCAUUCCAAAGGGCUUCAUGGACGGCAAGCAGGCCUGUGAGAGGAUGAUUCAGGCCCUGGAGCUGGAUGGAAACCUCUUCCGGAUCGGUCAGAGUAAGAUCUUCUUCCGGGCCGGAGUCCUGGCCCACCUGGAGGAGGAGCGAGACCUGAAGAUCACGGACAUCAUCAUUUACUUCCAGGCCGUCUGCCGAGGAUAUCUGGCUCGCAAGGCCUUCGCUAAGAAGCAGCAGCAGCUCAGCGCUCUGAAGGUUCUCCAGAGAAACUGCGCCGCCUACCUGAAGCUGCGUCACUGGCAGUGGUGGAGACUUUUCACCAAGGUGAAGCCCCUGCUGCAGGUGACCCGGCAGGAGGAGGAGAUGCAGGCGAAAGACGAGGAGCUGGUCAAAGUGAAGGAGAAGCAGAUGAAGGUGGAAGGAGAGCUGGUGGAGAUGGAGAGGAAGCAUCAGCAGCUAACGGAGGAGAAGAACAUCCUGGCGGAGCAGCUGCAGGCGGAGACGGAGCUGUUCGCCGAGGCUGAGGAGAUGCGAGCUCGCCUGGCCUCCAAGAAGCAGGAGCUGGAGGAGAUCCUGCACGACCUGGAGUCCCGGCUGGAGGAGGAGGAGGAGAGGACCCAGGGCCUGCAGAACGAGAAGAAGAAGAUGCAGUCUCACAUCCAGGAUCUUGAAGAGCAGCUGGAUGAGGAGGAAGCUGCAAGGCAGAAGCUGCAGCUGGAAAAAGUCACGGCAGAAGCCAAAAUGAAGAAGUAUGAGGAGGACAUUCUGCUGCUGGAGGACCAGAACUCUAAGUUUCUCAAGGAAAAGAAGCUGACGGAGGACAGAAUCAAUGAAGUGACCUCGACGCUCGCUGAGGAGGAAGAAAAGGCCAAAAACCUUGGAAAACUGAAGAACAAGCAGGAGAUGAUGCUGGCCGAUCUGGAAGAGAGACUGAAGAAAGAGGAAAAGACCCGGCAGGAGCUGGAGAAAGCCAAGCGGAAGCUGGACGGAGAGAUCUCCGACUUCCAGGAGCAGAUCGCCGAGCUGCAGUCGCAGACGGAAGAGUUCAAAGUUCAGCUGGGCAAGAAGGAAGAGGAGCAGCAGAUGAUGCAGACCAGGGGUGAAGAAGAGGUGAGCCACAAGAACAACGCUCUGAAGCAGGUUCGGGAGCUGCAGGCGCAGCUGGGCGAGCUGCAGGAGGACCUGGAGUCCGAGAAGCAGGCCAGGAACAAGGCCGAGAAACUCAAGAGGGACUUGAGUGAAGAGCUGGAGGCCCUCAAGACUGAACUGGAGGACACGCUGGACACGACUGCAGCCCAGCAGGAGCUCAGGACCAAGCGUGAACAGGAGGUUGCCGAACUGAAGAAAGCCAUCGAGGAGGAGACUAAAAACCACGAGGCUCAGAUCCAGGAGAUGCGACAGAGACACAGCACCGCUCUGGAGGAGCUGUCUGAGCAGCUGGAACAAGCCAAGAGAUUCAAGGCCAACCUGGAGAAGACCAAGCAGAGCCAGGAGAGCGCCAACAAAGAGCUGGCCACCGAGGUGAAGAGUCUGCAGCAGGCGAAGACCGAGUCCGAGCACAAGAGGAAGAAGCUGGAGGCCCAGCUGCAGGAGUUCAUGGCCAGAGUCACGGAGGGAGAGCGGGCGAAGGGGGAGCUGGCCGAGCGCACGCACAAGCUGCAGGCGGAGAUGGACAGCGUGUCGACCCUGCUGGAAGACACAGAGAGGAAGGGCAUCAAGAUGGCCAAAGACAUUGCUGGAUUAGAGAGUCAGCUGCAGGACUCGCAGGAGCUGCUCCAGGAGGAAACCCGUCAGAAGCUGAACCUCAGCAGUCGCAUUCGUCAGCUGGAGGAGGAGAAAAACGCCCUGCAGGAGCAGCAGGAGGAGGAGGAGGAGGCGCGCAAGAAUCUGGAAAAGCAGCUGUUGACCCUCCAGGCUCAGCUGUCAGAGAGCAAGAAGAAGCUUGAAGAUGAUGUGGGAACCAUCGACGGCCUGGAGGAAGCCAAGAAGAAGCUGCAGAAGGACCUGGAGCUAUCAAGCCAGCGCCUGGAGGAGAAAACCAUCGCCUUUGAGAAGAUGGAGAAAACGAAAACACGCCUGCAGCAGGAGCUGGAUGACCUGACGGUGGACCUGGAUCACCAGAGGCAGAUCGUGUCCAACCUGGAGAAGAAGCAGAAGAAGUUUGACCAGAUGCUGGCCGAGGAGAAGAGCGUCUCGUCUCGUUACGCCGAGGAACGGGACCGAGCCGAGGCCGAGGCCAGAGAGAAGGAGACCAAAGCUCUGUCCAUGGCCCGAGCUCUGGACGAGGCUCUGGAGGCCAAAGAGGAGCUGGAGAGGGUCAACAAGCAGCUCCGGGCGGAGAUGGAGGAUCUCAUGAGCUCCAAGGACGACGUGGGCAAGAACGUCCACGAGCUGGAGAAGUCCAAGCGCACCCUGGAGCAGCAGCUGGAGGAGAUGAAGACUCAGCUGGAGGAGCUGGAGGACGAGCUGCAGGCCACCGAGGACGCCAAGCUGCGUCUGGAGGUCAACAUGCAGGCCAUGAAGGCGCAGUACGAGAGAGACCUGCAGGGCCGCGACGACCAGAAUGACGAGAAGAAGAGAGCGCUGGUCAAACAGGUGCGGGAGAUGGAGGCAGAGCUGGAGGACGAGAGGAAGCAGAGAGGUCUGGCUGUUGCCGCCAAGAAGAAGCUGGAGAUGGAUUUGAAGGACAUCGAGGGUCACAUAGAAGGAGCCAACAAGGCUCGAGACGAAGCCAUCAAACAGCUGCGCAAACUACAGGCGCAGAUGAAGGACUACCAGAGGGAACUGGAAGACGCACGGGCGUCCAGGGACGACAUCUUCGCCAUAUCGAAGGAGAAUGAGAAGAAACUCAAGAGCCUGGAGGCUGAAAUUGUGCAGCUCCAUGAGGACCUGGCAGCGUCGGAGAGGGGUCGGCGCCACGCAGAGCAGGAACGAGAUGAGCUGCAGGAUGAAAUCUCAAACAGCACCUCCGGAAAGUCCGCCCUGAUGGAUGAGAAGCGGCGGCUGGAGGCUCGAAUCGCUCAGCUGGAGGAGGAGCUGGAGGAGGAGCAGGGCAACAUGGAGCUGCUCAACGACCGCUUCAGAAAGACGACGAUGCAGGUGGACACCCUGACCACGGAGCUGAGCGCAGAGCGCAGCACGGGACAGAAGAGCGAGAACGCCCGGCAGCAGCUGGAGCGCCAGAACAAGGAGCUGCGGGCCAAACUGGGCGAGCUGGAGGGCUCGGUGAAGAGCCGCUUCAAGGCCUCCAUCACGGCCCUGGAGGCCAAGAUCGCACAGCUGGAGGAGCAGCUGGAGCAGGAGGCAAAGGAGCGAGCGGCGGCCAACAAGAUCGUGAGAAGGACCGAGAAGAAGCUAAAGGAAGUGUGCAUGCAGGUGGAGGACGAGCGUCGCCAUGCCGACCAGUUUAAAGAGCAGGUGGAGAAAGCAAACUCCCGGAUGAAGCAGCUGAAGCGUCAGCUGGAGGAGGCGGAGGAGGAGGCCACCAGGGCCAACGCCUCGCGCAGGAAGCUGCAGCGAGAGCUGGACGACGCCACCGAGGCCAGCGAGGGUCUGAGCCGGGAGGUCCACACACUCAAGAACCGCCUCAGGCGUGGCGGUCCCAUCAGCUUCUCCUCCAGCCGCUCGGGCAGACGCCAGCUGCAGGUGGAGGGCACCUCCCUGGACCUCCUCUCCGACGACGAGCUGGAGAACAAGAUCACCGACAACAACGCCAACGAGACGCCGGCGCCGCCGACGGAGUGAGAGGCUCCCGGUCCUGCAUGACCCCCCGACCCUCCGCCCGGAGACAGACACCAGCAGCCGGAGCCCCCCUCGCUCCCCGCCCCGCCCCGCCCCGCCCCGAUCACGGUUGUAAGAAGCACGGUGACUCGUCUGCCUUACCCGUCUGCGUCCAGCUGCAGUACAGAUCCUCCUUUAAUCCCUGCAGACGGUAGAAAUAAGUGCCCCCGUUUCCUCGUUCUGCUGGACCACCGUUUGCCGCCGCCACUUCCGUUCUGCAAUACCGAGAAACCACAAAACGACCUUCGGACUCUAUUUUCCCAGCGAUUCACAGUAACAACGUUCGUCCAUCCUCUGAAUCAGUUUACUUAUAUUAGUUGAACUGUAACUGAGUAGUGUUUUUUUUUUCCUCAGUCCUCUGCUAGGAUUGUUUUUUUUUUUUUUUGCUUUGCAGAUGAGUAUAGAGAUGUGACUGUAAGCUGCCUUGUUGCCUCAGUGCUACGAAACGUUGCUCUAAUGUUUGACAGCAGGUCGGUAUCGACUUGUAAUUAUUCAGUGUGUUGCACAAAAAAACAAAGAAAAAACAAAAAAAACCCAUCGAUCACACCAAUUUUUUCCUUUUGCUUUCUUCUUCUUCUUCUUCUGUGCCUUUCUCUGCUCACUAAAUCCCAUGUAUGCCACAUAUACUGUUCAUAUAUUGAACUAUGUGUAUUUUCAUGAAGGUAUUUUCAUAAAAAAAGAAUCAUAAAUCUACAUAUGUAAUGAAAGUAAGUGGAGCCCUGAUUUUUGUUCGCUUCUUUUUUGAAAUGUGUUUCUUCCCGCCGCUCUUACGUUGCAGCAACGAUUAACAGUGUGGGAUUUAGGGCGCGGGUGCUAUUUCUUAUUGAUAGCUUUUAUACUUUUUGAGUUCAUA
Molecule: messenger RNA, 7094 nt
Organism: Salarias fasciatus (jewelled blenny)
Lineage: Eukaryota; Metazoa; Chordata; Actinopteri; Blenniiformes; Blenniidae
Product: myosin-10-like
Exons: 42
Coding region: 203-6205 (2000 amino acids)
Biological process (GO): mitotic cytokinesis; actomyosin structure organization; regulation of cell shape
Cellular component (GO): myosin filament; cytoplasm; myosin II complex
Molecular function (GO): actin filament binding; ATP binding; microfilament motor activity
Source: RefSeq, a predicted model, not a curated record